This is a messenger RNA of Acanthoscelides obtectus, 527 nucleotides long. Lineage: Eukaryota; Metazoa; Arthropoda; Insecta; Coleoptera; Chrysomelidae. The record is from the annotation of a GenBank genome assembly.
CAUACACCUUUAGAAUACACAUUAACACAUAGUUUGAAAGCAGACAUCAUAUAAGAGAAAAUGUAAAAUAAUGCACAUUAACAUUUAAAAUGUAUCUUCCAAGAAUUCCUGGUGGCUAUAACAUUAGCCGUUUUAUUGGCGUUAACGACAUACGUUUCAGCCUUUUUCUGGGGUAGUUCGGAGCCACAGACGCCAGCCUCAAGCUACUACUACCACAAGCGACUUCUACAAGGUCCUGUCUACACCGUGAUAGAUCCCACGCGACCCCGUAUACCAGCAGUGCCCAUACAAGUAACAAACGAACCUCAGUACUCGGAACCAAUACCUCAAGGUCCACAGACGACUCAGCAAGAGAUGUACAUGUCAGCGCAGCCUCAAAGUUUCAUUCAACAGCCUCAACAGCAACAGCAAACGCAAAAGUGAGGUUAUGUUGACUAUUGACGUGUACGAUAUAAAGCUUAUUUGGCAUUUUCGUUAGGUUUUUCUUUAGAAAUAAGAAUUAUGCAUACUAUUUAUACGUACCUGAU